Molecule: messenger RNA, 5748 nt
Organism: Gryllus bimaculatus (two-spotted cricket)
Lineage: Eukaryota; Metazoa; Arthropoda; Insecta; Orthoptera; Gryllidae
Source: the annotation of a GenBank genome assembly
ACCCAUAGAGGAGAGAUAUCUCUUCUCUAUGCUCAGACCAAGGAUUCGACUCUUAGCUUACCACAGAAGCUCCCAGCGUGCCUAUCUGAGGCGCGGGCGCGCUUUGGCUGUUGCAGACCCGCUUUCGUGUGAAUUCGAGGGCCGCGUGUACGCGCACGGGGACGAAUGGCAGCCGGACGCUUGCGCAGACUGCAAGUGCCGCCGCGGCCAGGUGGAAUGCGUCCAACGCACAUCGUGUUCCUCAGGUGGUAGAGACUGUGGUGGAGUAACUUGUGAAGUUGUAGACUGUGCAGGAAGAAGCUAUAUUCCUUUGGGUCAAUGCUGCCCUGUAUGCGCAGAUGAUGAUGAUGACGAGGAUAGUGAAGAAACCAAGAUUGAUCUUGCACCGGUCACUCCUGAAAGAAACCCAGGAGCUAACCCAGAUUUAUAUCCACUCCCAGGACCCCCAGGUGAUAUCGGAAGGCCAGGAGAACCAGGAAGACCAGGCAGUGCAGGUAUACCUGGGCACCCAGGUUCCCCUGGAAUUCCAGGCAACCCUGGACCACCAGGUCCAGUUCCUGAUUUAACCCACUAUCUAACAGCUUUAUCCCAGCAAUAUGCAACCAAUGAUAAAGGUCCAGGAACUGGUUUUGGUGUUGCAUCCUUAGGACCAGAAUCAGCUUACAUCCAAGCACAGGUGGGACCAGUAGGACCUCGGGGAGCUCCAGGACCUCCAGGUCCUCCAGGUCCACAAGGUUUCCAAGGUGUUCGUGGUGAGCCAGGGGACCCUGGUCCAAGUGGACCUCCGGGACCUUCAGGACCACGUGGAUUGCCUGGACUCCCUGGCAAAGAUGGAGAAUCAGGAGAAGAUGGAGAAGCAGGUCAGCCUGGACCAGCCGGUCCCCCAGGAAAUCGAGGAUUGCCAGGCAUGCCUGGCCUACCUGGAAUCAAAGGACAUCGUGGAUUUCCAGGAAUUGAUGGAGCAAAGGGUGAACAAGGACAAGCUGGAGAGAAAGGAGCACAAGGAUCGCCAGGUCAUAUGGGCCCUGUUGGACCUACAGGACAAGCAGGUCCUCGAGGAGAGAGAGGCAGAGAAGGACCCCCAGGUCCUCCAGGAGUCAGAGGUGUAGAUGGAAUAGCAGGUCCCCCAGGCCCUCCAGGUUCUAUUGGUAAACCUGGACCUCCAGGAUUUCCUGGUAGCCCAGGAUCAAAGGGUGACCAAGGAAGCCAAGGUCCUAAAGGAAGUCAGGGCCUGCAAGGUCCACGAGGUGAAUCAGGACGACCUGGGCAGCCAGGAGAUCUGGGACCUCCAGGACCUCCUGGAAAGGACGGAUCAGCAGGAGAGAAGGGCAGUCCGGGAGCUGCUGGAUUAUCAGGUCCCCCCGGCUUUCCUGGGCAAAGAGGUCCUCCUGGAUUGUCAGGCAGCCCAGGUGCUCCUGGCAGCAAAGGCAGUCCUGGGACUCCAGGAGAGCGAGGUUUUAAGGGUGAAGGAGGAAUGAAAGGAGAAUCAGGUCAACCAGGCCCUCGAGGUCUUCCUGGCCCUUCAGGAAGUGAAGGAAAGCGAGGCAAAAGAGGUUUGCGAGGGCCAACAGGUGCAGCAGGACCACCAGGAGAAAGAGGUGCACCAGGCGCCAGAGGUCUUCCUGGACCAGAUGGAGCUGUGGGACCUAAAGGGCAAACGGGUGAUAGAGGGCCAGUUGGACCCCAAGGUACUAAAGGAACAUCCGGAGAUGCAGGCAGACCAGGACCUCCCGGUGUUCAGGGUCUGCGUGGACCACAAGGUCGAACUGGACCUCCUGGAAAACCUGGUAAUCCUGGAGAACGAGGAAUCCAAGGAGCCGAUGGAAAACCAGGAGAGCAAGGGCCACAGGGUCUGCAAGGCCUUCCCGGACCUUUGGGACCCCCUGGCGAAAGAGGAUUUGGUGGAGAACCAGGUAAGGAUGGAGAACCAGGACCGCCAGGAAAUCCUGGACCUCGAGGAGAUUCAGGGAAAGAUGGAGUUCCUGGCAUUCAGGGUCCCCCUGGUCCUCCUGGAGCAGAUGGGGAAAGAGGGCCUCCAGGUGCUGUAGGACCACGAGGCUUCCAGGGUCUUCCAGGUGCUGCAGGUAAUGCUGGCAUCCCUGGUAAGGAUGGAGAAGCAGGUAUUCAAGGACCUCCCGGCAUUCCUGGAUCCCCUGGUUCAAGAGGAGAACGAGGCUUCCCAGGAGAAAGAGGAUCUGGACCUCCGGGAUUAAGAGGUGAAAAGGGCCACUCUGGACCUUCUGGACUUGUUGGAUUACCAGGCAUGCGAGGACAACCUGGACCUCAUGGUCGACAAGGAGAGAGAGGUCCACAGGGCCCCGUUGGUUCUCAAGGGCCACCUGGAGAACCAGCAGAGCGAGGGGACCCUGGUCCACCAGGGCCUCCUGGAGAGGCUGGAGCACCUGGAGGACCAGGAGAGAGAGGUCCUCCUGGUUCACAAGGCUUGCAGGGUUUCCCAGGUCCGCAAGGUUCAUCAGGACUACCUGGUGUGAAGGGAGAACGUGGAUUUAUAGGCAUGAAAGGAGAACAAGGCUCCUCAGGUUCUCCAGGUCAACCAGGAGAACCAGGACCUCCAGGUCUUACAGGAUUGACAGGACCUAAAGGUGCUCGUGGUGAACCUGGAGCAAGAGGAGAUGCUGGAAUUAUGGGUCCUCCUGGUCGGGCAGGAGAACCAGGGCAAGCAGGACAACCUGGCCCACAAGGUCCUGCUGGACCUUCUGGUUUGCCUGGGAUCAAAGGCUCUCAUGGAGAUACAGGGCGUCAAGGAGCACCAGGACCGCAAGGUCAGCCUGGAGCGCCUGGUCCUGAAGGUUCCAAAGGUGACACAGGAUCACAUGGCUCUCCAGGUCCUGCAGGGCAACCUGGACCACAGGGUCCUGCAGGAGACAGAGGUCUGCCAGGUCUCCCAGGACCAACAGGACCAGCAGGUAUCCGUGGGACACGAGGUGCUCCAGGAGAAACAGGACCACCAGGGAAGCCAGGAAAUGAAGGUCCUCCAGGUCCCCAAGGACUUCUUGGUCCCCCAGGUCCUGCAGGUCCUCUUGGUGAACAGGGUCCAGAAGGGCCUCCUGGCAAAGUUGGACCACCAGGUAUUGCAGGAAGAACUGGAGACAAAGGACCACCAGGUCCAGCAGGCAAUUCAGGUGUCCCAGGAGCUCCAGGACUCCCUGGACCUCCAGGUCCUACUGGCCCAGCUGGCCCUGCAGGUGAACGUGGAUUGCGAGGAGAGACUGGCCCUCAAGGAGUAGAAGGCCCAUUGGGUCCUCGUGGGAAACCUGGAGCACCUGGACCAGAGGGUGGAAAGGGAGACAGGGGAGAAGAAGGUCCCAAAGGAGCCAAAGGUCACCGAGGGUUGAUAGGUCUUCAAGGUUUACCAGGAUCACCUGGACAACAUGGAGAGAAGGGAAUGACUGGGCCACCAGGUCUACCAGGAAAGGAUGGAGAACCUGGUCCUAAAGGACCACCUGGUCGUGAUGGUACUCCUGGACUCCAAGGAAUAAAUGGUCCCCCUGGUCCACGAGGACCUCCUGGAGAAGAGGGUAGACAUGGUCCCCCAGGACCUGCAGGACCACCUGGUCCAGCUGGACCUCCCGGAGAACCUCUUGGCUAUGAUGCAGCAGCUAUUGCAGCAAUUUUAGGACAGGGUCAAGUUAAGGGACCUGAUCCUCUGAGUGGAGAUGAGCCAGCACGUAUAUUUGGAACAGAUAUCAGUGAUGAAGCUCGCCGCGAGUUAGUACUCAAAGCCUAUGAACACCUCAAGGCUUCAUUUGAAAGAUUCCGUAAACCAGAUGGUCAAAAGACAUCUCCUGCAAAAACUUGCAGAGAUCUAUUUGUAGCAUACCCUGAAUCUCCAAGUGGUGAUUACUGGAUUGAUCCAAAUGAAGGAGAUAUUCGAGAUGCUAUCUUAGUACACUGUGAUGCUGAGAAAAAGGCAACAUGUCUUUAUCCAAGCCCUAAUCAAACACCAGAAAUCAAAUACACUGGUGAAGAACCUGAGGUUUGGGUCAGUGAAGUAGAAGGGGGAAUGAAGAUGGCAUAUAAGGCUGACAGCAACCAAGUUGGUUUCCUGCAGCUGCUGUCACGAAAUGCUCAACAAAAUCUCACGUACCACUGUAAGAAUUCAGUAGCAUAUUUUGAUGCUGUUAAAAGAACUUACAGAAAAGGUAUUAAACUUUUGGCCUGGAAUGAUGCAGAAAUAACACCCAGAGGAAAUCAGCGAUUCCGAUAUGAAGUAACUGAAGAUGAAUGCCGGUUCAAACGCAGUGAGUGGGCUCGAACUACUAUUACCUACACCACUGAUAAAACAACACGUCUUCCAAUCUUGGAUGUAGCAGUUCGAGAUGUUGGGCAAGAAGGACAGAGCUUCAAAAUUGAAAUAGGCUCUGUUUGUUAUACUUGAAUUAGAUGCAGGAGCUAAUUCAUCAUGAUUGCUUCUAACACCAGAUGUGAUGUUCACAUCACGACAUCAUCAUAGAAGCGUGUGUUCCUUCUAGAAUUUAAAAAGAAUUACAGGACAAUGGGGGCACACAUCUAUAAAUCUCAAACUUUGUAACAUUCUUCAACACUUUAGAAAAUCAUGGGAAUUACUAAUAUGUGAGCAGUGAAUAUGAUGAAAUUAUUGAACAUUAAUGUCCCUCGGGAUAAUUUUCAAUACAUGCGUGCACAGCUUAAAACAGGGAGGAGGGAGGCAACUUAAUUUGUGGGCCACUCAGGACCCCCUUUCGCAUUAAACUUUUUUUUAUUUACCUAUGGGAUAUUUUACUAGGGAAUAAAUAAUGCAUACUACAACAAGAAUGCAAUUAUAACUUUAAUAAUAGAAUUAAUAAAUAAAAUUGAUUUUAUGUUGACAGGUUACCAGAUGGUUUUGCAAAGCCUCUAAUGUGCAUCAAUUUCCCAAAUUGUCACAUUAACAGGAAUUGGAUAAUAUAUACAGAAAAAAAUGGUUUAUUACCUUGUGGUACAGGCCCCUUUUGAAAUAUUCAGCCUCCCCCUGUUCCCCAUUUUAUACUACUUUGCUUUUGCAAGAGAAAAGAAGACAGCCCCCUUGUAUAUAUAUACCAACCACUGCCAUGAGAAAGAUAUAGAUUUAUAUGAAAGAGAAUAGUGGUGUGUAAGUUGUGUGAACCUGGUCAACUUCUGAAAUUCAACAUUUUAGAUCAAUGAAUGUACAGCAAUUGCAAUUGCUACAAAAUCCAUGAUGUUUUUGUAUUUAUUCAUUUAUAAAAUGAACACAGAAAUCUUCUAUACUUAUGUCAAAUAAAUUUUGAAUGUUUCCUAACAUUUUAAGAUUUGUAAACCAUAUUCCUCAUUUCCUAUAUAAGCUAUUCAAAAUUACUUAUUUCAAUGGCUCAUAAUAGCCUACAUCAAUUUUCAUACGAAAUACAUUUUAACUACACAGGUCUACAAAAAAACCUAUUUCUCACCUUUUUUUGGAUCUAAUAACUGAUUUUACAUAUUUAAAGUGCAAGGUUUCCAAAAUUGACUUCCAUCUUCCCAUAUCACAUCAUGUUUUUAAAAAAAUGUACAUUUAAAAUUUAUAAUAUAAUAUCUUUAACUUGAAAAUCUGAAAACGUUGUUUGAACAAAAUUAAAAACUGAAAUACAGUUUACCUUAUAUUAUUUUUUUAUAACAGAGUUAAGAAAAUAAAAAUUAAACACAUUAACUUAAGGACAUUACUGUUACUGUUAAUGUUACACUUUACUGUCAAAAUGACUGUUCUCACGCAUAUUAGCAAUCAAUAAAAUCAUU